This is a messenger RNA of Pipra filicauda (Wire-tailed manakin), 3477 nucleotides long. It is a transcript of the gene CTPS1, whose product is annotated as CTP synthase 1. The transcript has 19 exons. Bases 1 to 1884 code for a protein of 627 amino acids. The record is from RefSeq and is a predicted model, not a curated record. Gene Ontology annotation, molecular function: identical protein binding; CTP synthase activity. NCBI's taxonomy places the organism in Eukaryota, Metazoa, Chordata, Aves, Passeriformes, Pipridae. Gene Ontology annotation, biological process: pyrimidine nucleobase biosynthetic process; CTP biosynthetic process. Gene Ontology annotation, cellular component: cytoplasm; cytoophidium.
AUGCGCUGUCCCGCCGAGCUGCUGGGGGCCGGCGCCGCGCGCGCUCCGCACCGCCCGCACCCCCCGCCCGCGCCGUGCGCGCGCCCGGCGGACACAGGCGCGGGGCAGAUGAAGUACAUCCUGGUCACGGGCGGGGUGAUCUCGGGCAUCGGCAAGGGGAUCAUCGCCAGCAGCAUCGGCACCAUCCUCAAGUCCUGCGGGCUGCAUGUCACCUCCAUCAAGAUCGACCCCUACAUCAACAUCGACGCCGGCACCUUCUCGCCUUAUGAGCACGGGGAGGUGUUUGUUCUGGAUGAUGGAGGGGAGGUGGACCUGGACCUUGGGAACUACGAGCGCUUCCUGGAUAUCCGACUCACCAAAGACAACAACCUGACCACGGGGAAGAUCUACCAGUAUGUCAUCAACAAGGAGAGGAAGGGAGACUAUCUCGGCAAAACGGUCCAAGUCGUUCCCCACAUCACAGAUGCCAUACAGGAAUGGGUAAUGAGGCAGGCACGGAUUCCUGUGGAUGAAGAUGGCAUUGAACCCCAAGUUUGUGUGAUCGAGCUCGGGGGCACGGUGGGGGACAUCGAGAGCAUGCCCUUCAUCGAGGCCUUCCGCCAGUUCCAGUUCAAAGCCAAGAGAGAGAACUUCUGUAACAUCCAUGUCAGCCUCGUUCCCCAGCCAAGCUCGACAGGAGAGCAGAAGACCAAACCCACCCAGAACAGUGUUCGUGAACUCCGAGGUCUUGGUCUCUCCCCAGAUCUGAUUGUUUGCAGGUGCUCCACUCCACUGGAUACCUCAGUAAAAGAAAAGAUUUCCAUGUUCUGUCAUGUUGAACCAGAACAGGUCAUCUGUGUUCAUGAUGUCUCCUCUAUCUACCGGGUUCCUCUGUUGUUGGAGGAGCAGGGGGUUGUUGACUACUUCAGGCACAGGCUGGACCUUCCCAUCGAGAGGCAGCCCAGGAGGAUGCUCCUCAAGUGGAAGGAGAUGGCUGACAGGUAUGACCGUCUGCUUGAGACGUGUUCCAUUGCACUCGUGGGCAAAUACACCAAGUUCUCCGACUCCUAUGCGUCUGUCAUCAAGGCCCUGGAGCACUCUGCACUGGCCAUCAACCACAAACUUGACAUUAAGUACAUUGACUCUGCUGACCUGGAGCCCGACACGCUGCAGGAGGAGCCCGUGCGGUACCACGAGGCCUGGCAGAAGCUGUGUGGGGCUGAUGGAGUUCUGGUUCCUGGUGGAUUUGGUGUUCGAGGAACAGAAGGCAAAAUUCAAGCUAUUUCCUGGGCAAGAAAACAGAAAAAACCCUUCUUAGGAGUCUGUUUGGGAAUGCAGUUGGCCGUGGUGGAGUUUGCUCGCAGUGUUCUUGGCUGGCAAGAUGCGAACUCGACAGAAUUUGACCCCAAAACUGCUCAUCCAGUGGUCAUAGACAUGCCAGAACAUAAUCCUGGGCAAAUGGGUGGGACCAUGAGGCUUGGCAAGAGGAGGACACUCUUCCAAACCAAGAAUUCAAUCAUGAGGAAGCUGUAUGGAGAUCAUGAUUUCUUGGAAGAGAGACACAGACACAGAUUUGAGGUCAAUCCAGAAUUGAAAAAGUGCUUUGAAGAACAAGGUCUGAAGUUCGUAGGGCAGGAUGAGGAGGGAGAGCGGAUGGAAGUGGUUGAGCUGGAAGAGCAUCCUUUCUUCGUUGGUGUUCAGUACCACCCCGAGUUCCUCUCCAGGCCCAUCAAGCCAUCGCCCCCAUACUUUGGGCUCCUCUUGGCAUCUGCAGGGAGACUCACCCAUUACCUACAGAAGGGCUGCAGGCUCUCACCCAGGGACACCUACAGCGACCGCAGCGGCAGCAGCUCCCCCGACCUGGAGAUCACAGAGCUCAAGUUCCCCUCAGUCAAUCACGACUGAUCCCUGGUGUGUCCUUGCUGCAGAGAGGAGUCUCCGUUCGGUUUUCCAGGCGUUCUUACAGCAAUAGCUUCAACACCCUCAGCUUUGGGCUUUCCUGGCUUAUGGGUUUAUAAUUUUCAUUCUGAGAUCCUGUCCCUUAUUUCCUCAGCUCUUCUGUCCUUCCUUUAUUUUCCAUGUAGAUCCUGGUUAUUUGUGGAGGAGAGUUCACACAGGCUCCUCCAGACUUCUUCAGUUCCUUCAGUUUGCACCAGCUUGGAGAUCAAAGCAAACUGGGGCAUGGGGUUUGAUGUGGGGGGGAAUCCCAUGGCACACGUCCUUCCCAGCACAGGGAAUGCUGGCAUCAGGGUGCCUUGGACACUGACAGUGGAUUUGCUUUCUCCAGCCUUUCUGCUUCCUCCUCACUCUUUGCUUACUAGUGAAAUUAUGUGGAUGGCACAAGUUUUUGGGGUUUGGCUCAGUGCCUGAGCCAGGCUGCGCUGCAGAGGAGGGCUCUGGGCUGGGCAGGCUCAUGCAGCCUUUUUGAGGUUUUUUGGGGGGGAAAGAAGGAUGAUUUAUUCUUUUUUGGUUUUGUUUUUUUUCAGUAGUAUUUACAAACCUUUGGCACUGGUGCUCUCAGUGCAUUCAUUGCCACAAUGAAUUUGUAAUCAGGAAACUUCUCCUGGAACAGUGUUACUCUGGAACACGAUCAGCUCUGCCUGACGUGUCACUGCAGGGAUGUGAGUAACUGGGAUCAAGUUGGGGGGGUGGAAAGCAAAGCUGCCAGGAAAGCCCUGACCCGAGGGGUCCGUGCUCCUGGAGCUGCUCCUUGGGUUGGGACCCUCCCACCCCUUGCAUCAAGGGGGAGGUGAGAACAGUGAACCACUGAACCACUUCCACUGCUGCCUUGAGCUGCUCCUGCUGUCCCUGGACACAACAGUUCCUGGUGCUUUUUCAUGGAUUGGAAGCAGAGCCUUCCACUGCCUUUUUGUACAGUCGGAGCCGUGUGUCCUGUGCUCCCGCCAUUCCCAAGGGCUGUUCCUGAGGGAGGGUGUUCCCCAUCCCCAGGUGCUGCCCAGCUCUGGGGCAGGGUGAUGCUGUGCAGUGCUGAGGGAUGGACUCCCUGGUUCCCUGCCUCGUGCUGCCGUGGAACACCGUGUUUGGCCGGUGGGGAUCAAGAGGAAAGGAAGGAAGGAAUGAAGUGUCUGCACUGUCUGAGGUGUCACACACUCAGAACUCGGCAGGGCCUGGGAGUCUGGGGAGAGCUGCACAGUCAGACCUGGCUGAGCCACGUAACCAAACCCUGUCCUGUCCCUCCUCAGUGAUCUCCUCCCCAGCCCCCUUGCUUUAGUCCUUGGUUGUUUUCAGUAUUCCCUGUAAAGCUGCUGUGAGCCCAGAGAGCUUUGAGCAUUCCUCGUGUGCCAAUUCCAGCUGUUCUGGAGGAAUGAUUGAGUUUGAUGCUCUGGUACUGCCCAGCCCCUGCCCUUGGCGUGGGGCAGGGUGAGAUUGUUCCUCAGCUGCAGCACAACUGUGUUUCCUUUCUCCCGAGAUGUUUUUGUUUUGGCCAAAACUGUGCCACUUACUCGGUCAUUAAAUGCUCAUUUGUAACAAACUGAA